Triticum dicoccoides is the source of this 102-nucleotide messenger RNA. RefSeq names its product dolichyl-diphosphooligosaccharide--protein glycosyltransferase subunit 4A-like. The coding region runs from base 1 to 102 and encodes 33 amino acids. The transcript has a single exon. Lineage: Eukaryota; Viridiplantae; Streptophyta; Magnoliopsida; Poales; Poaceae. The record is from RefSeq and is a predicted model, not a curated record.
AUGUUUGACGACCAAGACCUGGGUUUCUUCACCAACUUCCUGGGCAUCUUCAUCUUUGUGUUGGUCCACUUUGUGAUGGAGGACCCGAAGUACGACAACUGA